Messenger RNA from Papilio xuthus (Asian swallowtail), 1332 nucleotides. RefSeq names its product alpha-(1,3)-fucosyltransferase C. Gene Ontology annotation, cellular component: membrane. NCBI's taxonomy places the organism in Eukaryota, Metazoa, Arthropoda, Insecta, Lepidoptera, Papilionidae. Gene Ontology annotation, molecular function: fucosyltransferase activity. The record is from RefSeq and is a predicted model, not a curated record. Bases 26 to 1300 code for a protein of 424 amino acids. The transcript is spliced from 2 exons.
GUUGUUAAGAAAUUAUCUAAUUUAAAUGAAAAUUAUUCCAAGUAAAAAAUCAAGAAUGUGUCAAAGUAAACGUUUAAUAAAAUUUUGUGAUGUUAUAAUUAUAAAAAAUUUGGUAUACGUUACUUUUAUAAUAUUCAUGAUAACAAUGUGUUUCUUUUUGAACAUGAUGAUUAAGGAAAGUGAAGAAGUUUUAGAAGAUCGUGUAAUGAGAUUGCCAACUGACUUGAAAUAUAUUUUAUUCUGGAGGAAAGACACAGAUUUAGUGAACGAUAUUUAUCAAAAAUACCGAUACAAAUUACUGGAAGGACAAAGUUUAUUUAUCAAUCAAAAAUGCAAAUAUAUAAAUUGUUUUAUAACGUACGAUAAGAAUUUACUACGGCACAACCCUAGAAAUUUUGAUGCGGUCGUUUUUAAUGUUAAAGAAAUAGACAAUGUCAAACAAAAAUAUCUAAAACUACCAAGAUCUCCAGAUCAAUUGUAUAUAUUUAAUUCAAUGGAUUCAUCAGAAUUAUUCCCUGUAUGUUUACCUGUAUAUGACAAUUUCUUCAACUUAACAUGGACUUAUAGAUUAGAUUCAAAUAUACCGAAUCCAUUUUUUGACAUUUACGAUUCGAAUAAAUCAUUAAUUGGUCCGAAAACUGAAAUAGACUGGCUUAUUAAUAUGAAACAUACUGAUCAAUAUAAAAAUAUUACACGCAAAAAGACGAAAGCAGUUGCAUGGGUUGUAAAUAAAUGUAGAUCUAUAACAAAGCAUAAUCAACUAAUAAUGGACCUUGUAGAAGAGCUGGGUGGUUACAAUCUCACUGUCGACAUAUUUGGACAUUGCGGUGCAACGAAAUGUCCAAACAACGAUACUUUGAACUGUUAUAAAAUAAUUGAAAGAGAUUAUUAUUUUAACCUGGUAUUAGAAGAUUCCGUAGCAAUAGAUCAUAUUACUGAAAGAAUGGCGCUUGCAAUGAUGCAUUAUUCUAUACCUCUUGUUAAAGGUGGAAAGGAAUACGAAAGAUAUUUACCUCCUGGUUCUUACAUCAAUAUUAAUAAUCAGACUCUGAAAGAGUUGGGUGCUAUUAUAGACUAUCUUAUCAGGAAUCCUGAUAUUUAUGAAUAUUUCUUUGAUUGGAAACAAUAUUAUUCUUAUAAGGUCAGACCUAAAGAUUACGUUUGUGAUUUAUGUGAGUUUCUCAAUAGAAAUAAUGAUAGACGAAUGAUUCAAGGUUUUAGAGAAUGGUGGAAUCCUUUUUACUUUGUUGAAUGUCAUCAAAAGAAAAUGUUUGAUAUGUUUAAUAUAAAUUAUGACUAGAAGUAUUGAAAAUUAGUAUUUUGAAUCAGUUU